Molecule: messenger RNA, 893 nt
Organism: Hibiscus syriacus
Lineage: Eukaryota; Viridiplantae; Streptophyta; Magnoliopsida; Malvales; Malvaceae
Exons: 2
Coding region: 15-893 (292 amino acids)
Source: RefSeq, a predicted model, not a curated record
GUCACCUUCCCUCUAUGCUACUCCGGAGGCAAUUCACCAUCUUCUUUCUGUCCUUCUCCUUACAUCAUCAAUCACAAGCGAAGAGCUUUUCUGAGGCCAGUGUAUCAUCUCUGGAAAAGAUCCUUGAAGAAGAUGAGAUUAAUGGGAAAGCAAAGUUGGACGAAAGCAAACCUGUUGAUGAACUCAAGGAUGGUUUGGUUGCUUUUAGCAUUUCUGAACCUAAUGAAGAGGAACAUGAGAAUGGUGCCCCCCAUAUUUGUCCUAUGAACAUAGAGUCGGAAAAUGGUGUCCAUGGCAGUUACAUUCAGGAGGUGCACACAAAUGGUUUCCAUGAUGGUGAAGUUAGAAGCAGCCAGAUAAAUAAUGGUUUACUCAUGGAUGCUGUGCUGAAGGUUGGACUGUUGAACUUGGACAUAUGUAGCGACUGUGAAGAUUUCUUUGAUCCGAAUGAAUCGAUGAGUGUCACAAGUAAUAAUGAGGCAGGAGAUGAUACUGGGGCUGAAAGUGCUGCAAGGAUUGCUGCAGCAGGGGUAGAAUUUUUUGAUGCAUGGGAUGCUUGCUUAGAUUUCUUGUUUCUUCCAGAAUUAUCCCGUGGGAAUGCACCACAGACUAUUCAUCGUGACAUUGAAGCUGAACUGCAGGAAAUAAGAUUGAGUUUACUUACAGAGAUAGAAAAGGGGAAGCAGACAGAAGAGGCUCUAAAUAAGAUGCAAUCUAAGUGGCGAAGAAUCGGCCAAGAGUUGGGUGAUGUGGGAUUGUCCUUGCAUGUGGAUCUUCUUAAUGCGACAACAAGUGUUUGCUGCACGAUUUGUAUCAUUAUAUGUGGGAAGAGGCAUCACAAGGGCAGAGAUGGAGAUGAAGAUGGAAGCUCAAAUCAAAUCGAAGAACUUUGA